UCGACCUCUGCGGGGCCUGCGCGGACGCAGCGAGAACCCUGAAAUUCAUUAUGCGUUUAAAACCUUUAUUUAUUUCCGCAUAACCUACAUACUCUCACCGGGAGGGCCAAAGCGGAGAAAAGAAACGACGACGGUCCAUCUCUUUCGGAUAAUUCACCGUUUGAAGUACAUUAUUUCUGUCGGAGGGGGAUACUGUUGAGAAAGUGAAGAUUCUAAUAUAUAUUAAGAAAAAUGUCCGGUGAGAGAAACCGCAGGUCGCUGGCUUUCCGAGGAGGUGGAUUAGCUGGGUUAACGGGUUCCAGCGGUAUCGGUGGGGGGAACUGUAACAGCUGGGAGGCCCCGGCCUGUCAAGACCGACAUUUUAACGGGAACAGGCCGGAUCAAGAGGAGGACAGGGAUCUGGGGGCUAAAGGAUCAUCGCAGAGGAGAGUGGAGGGCGCUGGGUCUGUCAGCGACAGCACGGAACCCGAGGCGGAGGAAGAAGAGGACCCGGAAGAGGGCAGCUUGGCAGCCGGAGACGGCGACGACCGUGUCGGCUCUGUGGAAGCGGAGGACGGGUCCAGGGAGGGGGAUAGCUUGACAGAGGGGAACGGUCCCAACAACGGCCAGGAGUCGGGAAGCGGAGCGACCGGGGGCGAGAGCAGGAAAUCUGGGGUAGAGAUGAGACCGCAGACGUUGCUUCAGAAACACUCAUUAUUCCACGCUUCGUGGUUGCAAGAAUUUCCAUGGCUCAAAUUUUGCCAGGAGACGGGACUCAUGUCCUGUUCUUGGUGUCACAACAUUGCCACUAAAAACAGCGACGAGCUUGUCAAAGGCAGUCGCAGCUACAAACGGGCCUUGCUGCUGAGACAUCACCUGUCUUCUGAACACGGGAGGAAUGACCCCACCAAACAGGAGACGAUGAGGCCCUCAGACAACGCCAGCCCCUCCACUAACUGCUCAGGGGAAGACUACCGCAACAAACCCAAUGAGAACUCCUACUGUUACCAGCUUCUCCAGGAGCUGGACAAGCAACGCAAAAGUGGCAUCCUCUGCGACGUCAACAUAGUGGUCUCGGGCCAGGUGUUCCGCGCACACAAGAACAUCCUGGUGGCGGGAAGCCGCUACUUCAAAACCCUCUACUGUCUGACCAAGAGCGAGGCCCAGGACCAGGCCACGGUCACGCACCUGGAUGUCGCUGCUGUGCAGGGCUUCUCCGUUAUCCUGGACUUUCUCUACUCUGGGAAUCUGCUACUCACAAGCCAAAAUGCCAUUGAGGUGAUGUCUGUUGCUAGUUACCUCCAGAUGACAGAGGUUGUACAUUCAUGUAGGGCUUUUAUAAAGGACGCCCUGAAUAUCAGCAUCAAGCAGGAGGCUCCCGAUUCAGUGGUGGUGGACUACAACAAGAGGCAGAUGGUGUCCAAAGAGGGACAGCGAGGGCUGGACCGGAAGCCGAGCAACUUCUGGGCCACAAGCAUCCUGUCAAAGCUGUCGAUCAAGGCCAGCAACAAUCAAGGAAAGGAAGCAAUGGAAGAAGAAGACGAAGCUGUCAGGGUGAAGGAGGAGGCCAGCGACAUAGAGGUGACAGUGGUUGGGGGUGAGGGCUGUGCCCUGGUAACCCCCGGAGCCUCUGGAAGCUGGCCCCACCACAACGACAACUCGUCUGAUUCAGUAGAGACCAAUGAAACACGGUCUACGAGUGGCCAGGUGUUCGUCUGGAACGAGCCAGCCACAGGGGGCGCUGCAGGAGCACCCGCAGCAAUAAAGCAAGAAGCUCCGGAUGCUGCGGCAGGAAGCGGACGGAGGAAAAAACAGACCACCACACGGCGUUUUGUGUACAACUUCCCACCAGAGCCAGAGGAGGGAUUUGACGAGGGGAUGUUCAUCCAGCCCUCAGCCUCCUACCCCAGAGAGGACUUCUCCUCCCUCUCCGAAAAUGCUGAGCUGGCCAAUCAGAUCCAGUAUAGCAUCAUCCAGGACUUACAGCAAGGGGAGUCCUGGGAGAAUGGUGAGUCCUCACACCUAGCCCUCAAUAAGCUCAAGUGCCCCCACUGUAACUACAUCGCCAAGCACCGGCGCACGCUCAAGAGGCACCUGAUCAUCCACUCUGGCGUACGCUCCUUCAGCUGCGACAUCUGUGGCAAGCUGUUCACCCGCCGCGAGCACGUAAAGAGACAUUCCCUGGUGCACAAGAAGGACAAAAAGUACAAGUGCAUGGUGUGCAAGAAGAUCUUCAUGCUUGCAGCAAGCGUCGGCAUCCGUCAUGGCUCGCGGCGCUACGGCGUGUGUGCAGACUGCGCUGACUCGCACCAGGCCACUCAGGAGGGCCUGGAGGCCAUGGAGGGCAUGGAGUUUCCUCGCGAGGAAGACUUCGAAGGCGAGGAAGGGGAAUACCUGGAGGGGGAGGAGCCUACCGACAACGACCAAUCAAAUUGGGGCGAGGGCAACGCUGGUGCUGCCCCAGAAGAGGACUAAGAAUUUAAACAAGCUUGAGAAACAAAAACUAAAAAAAAAGUUGAUGUUUAAUAUAUAUGUAUACAAAAACUAGCUGGUAAACAAUCAACUCCAAAGUGCUAUCAAACCUUGAGGUUACUUAAUUGUGCAAGAAUAUGACAAAGAGAUGGAUUUAAAAACAAAAAAAGCUUUGGUAGAGUGGGAACUCCAAGAUGUACAGAUUUUAUUGUUAAAAUGUGUCCAACUCUGGGCCCAGAGCCCUCAAGAGAAAGAUUCUAUCGACGAAUAAUAUGAUAAAUCAGGUUUUUGGUGAUGUAUUUUUAUUUCCUUUUUUUUUUUUUUUUUUUUUUUUUUUUUCGGGGGGAGAGUUGCAGGGUGAUGAUGUAGAUUUUGAGUUGGGGUAGGCCAAUCAUUUAAAAAAAAAAAAGCGAAAUGUUAAUUAUUUAAUUUAUGAAAAGAGGUUAUUAUGGUCUUAUCAGUAAUUUUUAUUUCUGUUGUUUUUGUCUGCGAGCAGAGGCACAGUAAUGGCUGCUGCCUGCUGCACAAUCUGAAAGUAUAUUGCUUGGUGCUUGUAGAAGUACACAGAAGAAGAGCAUUAUUGUCCACAGGAAGAUUUUAACUUGCUCUGUAGAUCUUGUUUAGAUGCGCUAAAUAUUAUUAUAUUAUUCUUUUCAAUUUUUUUUUCUUUCCCUGCACAAAUCUUGGAACCAAAAAAAUCUGUUUUGUGACUCUAAUGUAUCACAGCCAUAUUUAUGAUUAAUUUAAGAGGGCUGUGGUAUUGUGCCAAACAGACCGCACACCAAGAUUAAGCAGGAAGCAAAAACUACUGAAUACGCUUAAAAAAAAAAAAAAAAAAAAAAGACAACGUGAGGUUUUUUUGUUAAGCGGGAAAAAAGAUGACUUAAAAAAAAUUUACAAGGGGAAAUGUUAUUGCUAGCUUUAUACAAAUCACGGCGUCACAGUAACACUUUAUUAUUAUUAUUAAACAAAAGCAUUUGACUUUCACUUAAAGCUUGAAUUUUGCCAAAUGAUGAAACGUUUGGUGCUGUAAUGCUUGUCGCAGAAUACUGGACCUACAGGCUAUAUAUGAUGUUUAUAAUCAUAAAGCUUAAACUGACUCAGUUAUACAUAUGUAAUCAGCUUAAACUAUAGAACACUGUUGUGCUACGGCGACUAUCAGGUAUGCUUUGCCAUUGUUUUUGAGCUUUUAUUUUAUUUAAUGCACACACACACAUACCAUUUUGUAGAUCUACCGGCAGUACUUGUAAUUGACGUUUUGAGGACCUAAGUGGACAUCAAUACCUGUAUACGUUUGUUUAUAUUUGGUACUGAGUUAUAAAAUACAGUAUAUAUAUAUUUUGAAUCACUUGAACGUUGGUUGUGAGGAGAAAGAAGUGUGCAGAAAACCCUGAUGUGUGAUGUUUAAAGUCUGAGAGAACUCCAUUUUUCAUGUGUAAAAGGUAAACAAAAUGUCAUCGGUUUAAUUUGAUGUAAGUUUUUUUUUUUAGUUUUUUUUUUUUAUUAUUAUUUUUAGGUCUGCCAGGUAGAAAAACACUUUGUUCCACAAAAAGUGAAGCUCUAUGGCGCCUCAUAGACAUGCACUUACGUUUGUGUUCAUGAAAAUAAUUUUCUUCUAUGUUUCUUCGCUUCCCCAAAAGCGGGUCUGAAUGGAACUAUAUAAACUGUUGUGUCUUUCUUCCAAUGCGCAACUUUUUUUUUUUUUAUUAGACAUUUUGUUUUUUUGUUAUUUAAUAUUAUAUAUUGACUCCAAAAUGCAAUCAAGACUGUUAAUUUCUAUUUGUCCAACCAAAAUUGUUGUUUUUAAUUAUUGUUGAACUAUAAUGUAUGAGAAAAGCCAGGUGAAAACUUGCUUAGUGUAGAAAAUCCUUGCUUGUGUCUGUAAUUGUUGAGAUUUUUAAAUGUUUUUAUGCUACAGAAUCAUUCACUUUACCCUAGAUACAUAUUUUGUUUAAUUUUAUCCUUUCCACAGAUGUUUCCUUUCUCCUUUGUUAUUUCAUUAAGCACAUAUUUUCUAAAGAAACACGGAUUGUUUGCGGGUUAAAACCUUGGAACAGCAGUAUCUGUUCAUAUGCAGUGGAUUAAUAUACAGUAUGUACUGAAGUGCUAAUGAUACAGAAGAUGUGUAACUUCCCUUUACUCUCAGUGGAAGAAGAUAUAUUUUAAGUCAUAGAGAUAUUCAUCCUCUUCGUGUCACUUUUACCUUCAAAUCACUGUGGGAGGGGUUAUAUUAUGGAUAUAUAUAUAUCUAUAUAUAUAUAUAUGGAGAUUAUAUGAGAUAAAUAUAUAUAUAUAUUAUGAAGAAGCUAUUAUUUAAACUAGUGGAUUUACUUAAUGGAACACAUUGACAGCUCCAAACCUCCUGGCCUGGUGGUUUAUUUCCGUGAACUUUAACCUUUCGCUCUCUCUCUUUCUCUCUCUCUCUCUGUUCACGCUGUGUGCUUGCUCAUCACACCAUCCUGUUGUCUUGUUUGUUCUUUUGAUACUAUUUACCAUCCUACUGAUUUUACUGUAAUGAAUGAAAACUCAAAACUAUGAUGUAUCAUUUUAGAUUUUAUGCUGUAUUUGUUAUAUGGACAAAGAAAAAAAAAACAACGAAAAACUAAGCAAAAACACUACAGAUGUAAAGCAGAGGUUUUUUUUCCCCAGCUGUAUUUUUUUACGCUGUUGCAAAAGGUUGUAUUUUUCAAUUUCUCUCGAACUUUAACAGUGAUGCAAAACUUGGGCCGCGCCUCAGUGCCCUCCGAACACAAAGCAAAUUCAGGUUACUCUUUUUACGUUUUUAUCAAAGGUUUUCAAAGAUGGAACUACAUUCUCCUUUUUUCUGUCUGAAUUGUACUACUGUCCCUCUCUAUACUACAUUUUAAGAAUAAAACUUUGAUAUUGCUUUAA
Molecule: messenger RNA, 5343 nt
Organism: Plectropomus leopardus (leopard coralgrouper)
Lineage: Eukaryota; Metazoa; Chordata; Actinopteri; Perciformes; Serranidae
Gene: zbtb10
Product: zinc finger and BTB domain containing 10
Biological process (GO): regulation of transcription by RNA polymerase II
Molecular function (GO): DNA-binding transcription factor activity, RNA polymerase II-specific; RNA polymerase II cis-regulatory region sequence-specific DNA binding; protein binding
Source: RefSeq, a predicted model, not a curated record